GUAGAGAGGUUGUCUGUGUUGAGCUGCCCAAGGAAUACAGUGCUGAUCAUGUUCUUGAGGCUGCGCAGUUCGCGGCUGCUUCGGCUGACGUCCAGAUCCUUCGGGGCACGGCACAUCGGCUUCGCCAAGGCGACGUGGUACGAGUGCGUGUCAACACUGAGGCGCGCACCCUAGAUGUCUCAGCCUUUGUUAUUCCACACAAUGUUGGCACUGCAUCGCGCUGGCUUCAGGAAGGCCGAAUCGUGUCGCUGCUUCAUCCUGUGGCUGGAGUGUUAUCUUUCGAGGUCCCGCGUGCUUGCGACCUUGAUACUUCUGUGCUGGGUGCGUUGUUGCGCAGCGUUACCCCAGGCCAGCAUGUCUUCGUUGCGCUACCCGGAGCUGACCUUCUCCCUCAUGCCGCCUUCGUCGCUGCCUUCCCUGGCCAGGACUGUGUCACAUAUCGGGUGACUGAUGCGUCUGACCCCUCUGCUGUGGGUCUGCACUUGGCCUUUUCCGGCGUCUUUGAAUCUUUCCCGGCCUUUUUGGAAAGUCUUCUUCGCAGCAACCGCCCCGCCGCUGCUCUGCUUCGAAGGUUGCAGCCCUUCGGCCUCUCUGUUCUAACCUGGGAAUGCACUUCCUUUCCUGGUCGAGCUGACUGUCGCUACUGGCAUGUCCAUGUGCAGGCUGACUUUGCACGGGCCCGGGAGCACCUUUUGAGCCUCAGCUGGGCACCCCCGUCUGUUUGCGGUGCCGGUGUCACACCUGACUCUGCGUCCGAACUCGUUGACCUCUGGUGCGAUGCAUGGCACGUCAAGUGCCUGGUUGCAUGUCUGCCCGGAUUCACCGUGUGGGCCCUUCGAGAGGGGAGCCGACUCUACGGUAUGUGCACCCCUGUCCCCUCCUGGGAAGCUGUUGCACAGGCCCUUUCCCUGUCCCUCUGGGAGCUACCACAAACGUUUCUGUCCAGCGACAGCCGUGUUUGGCCAUUUCCUCGUGACAUCACAGGUGUUGCGAUGCAGUGUGUCAGUGUUGGGUACGACUCUCCUGAAGGAGUCUCCCAACUAGUGCGUAAUUGCGAGGCCGAGACGCCUAGCCCGCCACCGCCCCCGGGCCCUUUGGCCUCUGCUGCUCUUGGCUUGCCUUGCUUGCGGCGGUACUCGCUUUUGUGUGCUCUCAGCCUCCUUCUCCCUGUGGUGUCAGUCCGCGUGAUGGUUGAGCCUGCUCCCUUGUUCUCUCGCCUCGCGGAAUCCGAGACACUGCAAACUCGUCGCGACUUUUCACGGCCCUGCACCAUGUCUUGGACUCACGAGCUUGCCCGGCAAACGCACGGGUUCGCCCUUUCAGCACCUCAACUUGGCCCCGUCCACUUGAGGGUUGGUGCACGCCACCUCGAUCAGCAUCUUAGUGCUUACCUUGGCGCCUUCUUGCCAGACUGCGAGUACGGACUGCACGUCGCUUUCGAUUCCAGCCCCCAAGUGCUUGAUCUCAUCGUUUCCCCGCCUUCACCAUAUGGCUGGUGGAUACUGCGUGACUCAAUCGGUUGCGAGCUUCUCCGACCGGUGGUCCAGCACUACACUUCCCAUUGGGCUCGGGCACUUAUUACUAGCGUUCUUCCGGGAUUAGAGGGUAAACUGGUUGAUGGAGUUCUUAAGAUUGUCGCUGCCCGGGCUCGGCUCCCCUCGCUUCUCGGCAGUCUCGCGUUGCUCCUGCUUUGCCGCCACGUGGCCUCUAUGCAACCUCCCCAACUCCUUGCUCUGGCCCCAGUCGCUGAGGCUUCGCCGCCUCCUCCGACAACCAUUCGCAUCUGGACUCUCAACAUUAAUGCACCCGUUGACCUACCAUGGCGUCCUCAGGGUUACCCGACCCGUUGGUUGAGAGAGCUGAUGUGCCGUCUUCACCAUAUUGACGAUCCCGGUGAGUUCCGGCCCACACAUUCCACUACGGACAGCUCCGUCCAGCAUGUCCUUUUCGUGCCGGUCGUUCCUGCUACGCGACCCACGGUCCGGUUUUGGCUGCUCCACUGGGGGGACGCUGCGGCUGUUACUUUCGGGCAUUCGCCCUUUAGUUGGGAUGUCGUCUCUGCCCAUCUCAGAGCUCUCUUCCCGGGGGGCCAUUUACCAGAGCGGAGCCCCGCUCUCUCCUACGCCGGUCAGCUGUACCCGCCAGGAGUUGCCUUGCCUGAUUUUCCGUCCGGAGCUGUCAUUCAGAUUUUGAUUGGUGCUCUUGCAAGGAUCCCGGGCGAUGAUGACCCCUGGAACCCGGAUCCCCUGGUGGUUGAGGGACCUUACUUCCGGCAUGUUCCGAGUAGGGGUCCAGCGCUAGAACCUGCCAUCCUCCUCGAUGGCCACGGGAACCGACGUGCCGCCGGCGCAUCGCAUGUGCCUUUGAUUGACCAGGAAGUCCAAACGGACCUCUCAGGCAAUGGCACCGGCCUUGAUCAUGCUACGGUUUCCCGAGUUCACAUGCUGUCUCAGGAGCUUUCUUUUCACACUUCACGACUCUGGGCCGGACUUGCUGAACCGGAUGCAGAACCGGCUGGGGAAUCGCAACCUGUUCUGCGACUCGCCUCGCAAAGUACUUGUGCUGCGGUCAGCCCCUCCACUGUUGAUCUGCUCGAUAUUGCGAGUGUGUCGAACUGCCGGCGACAGGAUAGGCUUUCGGUGGUUGUUCUUUCCUUAGUCUGCACUCGGGGUUUAUUUGGACCUUCGGCUUUCGGGCGCCUCCUUGUCCUUGCGACCUUAGGUGCAGGUUCGAUUAUCAGUGCCCCGCCUGCUAGUUCAGAUGACGAACAGUCCGAGGAUGCAGGCCCACCACCUGUCCAAGCCUUCAACAUGUCUGCCGCUGAGCCCACCCCGGUCUCUCGACCUGCCGGCCCACCACCACCAGAGCCUGUCAAUGCUCCUUUCCAGCCUCGUAUGUGGUUCCUCCGCGCCGCCCGGCCGCUGGAGGACUAUGCGCUAGGCCUCUGGCCGUCUUCAGUUGAAAGGGAGCCCGCCGCGGACGAGGACACUGUCCGCCGUGUUCAAGCCGAUUUGCUUGGUCUUCAACGUGGCCUGCGAACCUUUGCUGCCGCUAUUCCCCUUGGCACCCCUUUCUGCAUUCACAAUCCCUUCACCGCCCGACAGCAAUGCGAGCUUGUUGAGUAUUCUGCUGGCCCUGAGAUCAAUCCCUUUGUUUUAUUCAGGGGACACGCCCGCAGCCGGGGUUGGGCCGAUAUUGUGCUCCUGCAACCGCAGCCUGAUGCUACUGCUGUACACCUUAUCGGGUGUCCGCAAGCACCUGGGAACGCAGCUGUCGGCAUUGUGCUGGAAGGCCGCCUUGUGCCCUGCUGUCUCCCGGUCUGUGUUGGGACCGCGGCAUUACGUGCUCUGCAGCUUGACGGGAGUGAGUACGAUCUUCGCCCCCCUGAGGUUCAGGAAGGGUCCUCGGUCGUCCAGUUCCGCAAUGGCGACUGUCUGGCUGUGCGACCCCGCUCUCAGUCACGGUCUCCUCCUCCGCCGGAACAAGUCGCCGCCUUUGCUGCCCUGACCAGCGAAGCUGAACUUGCUGCCGGCAGCCCCGACAUCCCCUUCUCCUCACAAGGUCGCCCCGUUUUGUCUUGGGGCUGUUUCUCACUGAUCUUCUGCCGGUUUACCCCAUCAAUGUGCCUCUCUCUUGGACUCCUUGCUGGCGCUGCUCUAGCACAAGGCAUGCAUAGACCAGGUGGAUUUCCUUGGGGUACCGAUCCAAUCAACCGUGACUUUUCCGCCAUUACGGCAGAGGACCCGGUCUAUGUUGUUCUGCAUAGUCCCUUCUUGGGGGUGUUUCCCCCAUACACAGCCUCCCAUGACACUCGCCACGGUCAAGUCUGGGCUCAGUUCCUCAACGACGACCCGGGAUGGGCAUCUGAUUUCUUUCCCGUGUGGCCGGGCCCCGCCUUCAACGAGUUGUCCAUGGUCCCGGUGGGACAAGAUGCGGCCCUUGUGACCAUUAUGCUGAUGUGGCGGGGCCACCAUAGGGCCACGCUUACUCCGCGGACCAUGACAGUGGCGUGGUUGACAGCCUUUAUCUCGCGUCACAUCAAUAGCCCCGUUGAUGGCAUUUCCCUGCCGCACGGGCUCGCGAUCUGCGAGCUCUUUGAUGUUCCGCCCGCGGCUUUCCGUUUUCGCAACGGCGAUGUCGUGUACAUCCAUGACCCUCCGGAGGACCCUUCUGAGCCGCUCGAGUUUGUCGAUCCUUGGCACCUGCAGGAUGGCCUUGCAGCUCACCACGCUCCCUGGGCUACGGGCUUUCAACUUAUGUUCGGCAUUUCUGUGCACCUACUUCGCCCUAAUCGCCCACCCCUGUUGGCCUCUGUCUCAGCUGGAGAAGCCUGGUGCCCAGAAUCCUUUACGUUCACCGGCACUUUCCGUAACCACUUUCCGGGCAUGUGGACACCCGUUCAGUGGUCCGGUGCCCGGGCAUUGCAAUUGAUCGAGGUCCAUGGUGUUGCGGCUCAGGUUAACGUGGUUGCUGCCUCUCCCGAAGGCCGCCUCUGCCGUACCGUCGAUCGGAUCGCCUCGCGCGAUAGCCUUGCCGAUCAACUGCACUUCCUCCCUGGAUCCCUGCAAGUGGGGGGAGUUCCCUCCUACGCUCUCAAUCAGGCCUGUGAGCUUCGGAAUGGGGAUGUCGUGUCCGGCGACUUUGCCCGAGGGGCCUGCAGCGGCCGUCCACUUCUGUGGGGUUUGGCCCUGGGACUCGUCCCAGCUUUCUCCUCCUGUCGUACGGGCACCUUUCUUUCGAUUCUGCUGGGUUCCCUUGGGGCUCAUUCCGGCUUUUUCUCCCGUCUUCUUAUGCUGACCUGGUGCCUACAUGGCGCGCAAGCUAUGGUUCCGGAAACUUCGGUGUUGAGCCAGACCACAUCCUCGGUUAUUCCACCAGCUGCCCCACCCAGGGUCUCGGUCACUGUUGCCAACCCUUUUGCGCCAUGGCAUCGUGUUGAGGCCGACCCACGUCACCUUUUCGAUGAUGUUAUGGCAGACGCCCACCGCACUUUGACAUCAUGGCACCGGGGAUUUGCUGCCACUGGCCUGGUUUUAGAAGGGCCAAAUGGGACGCAGCGGCAGCUACAGUGCUACAUCAUGAGGUUGAGCUUGGCCACCACCGCUGGGCCCCCUGCCAUGGACAUCUCGGCGUUGCUCAGACCAGGGACGGAGACUGGUGGGUUCUUUCUGCUGCAUUCGGUCUCCUGGGGAGGCGCCCUCUCCUCCCUGCCCAACUCGCUCUUGUCUUCUUCGGGCUUCUUGAACCUGUGUGGGGAGCGUCCUCCAGUGCCUCUGGCCGCUGCCCCAGCGCGGUUCUUUCCCCCUGCCAUCGAUUUCAAUGAUGGGGAGCCCUAUGUUCCGCUAGGUGGCUGGCAGCCCGAUAACCCUGAUGGCCCACUCGCACGUUACUUCCCUGGUCCCCGACCACUCACGGCUCGUGUUUUGUGCCCCCUGAGGGGCUGGAGCGAGACCAGCUUCCUUGACACGACCAGAUCUAUCGAGCAGGAAGGUACGCGCCACUGCGGGCUUUGGGCCCAUCGCUUCUUCCCUGUCCGGGCGGUGCUCCCAAUUUCGCAGAUCACAGUCGCUCCGGUUGCCCCCUACGGUCUUGCUACUGUGGCCCUGCACAUUGAGGGUUGUUCGGCCGUGGCUUUUGCCUCGGUGGACUCGUCUCUCGAUGACAUUCACCGGCUUGCUGUUCGCGUCUUUCCUCACACCCGGUUUUGGCGCGUCAUAGCACCACCUGUGCUGCGCACUACCAUCCCGAAUGCGCAUAUCCGGCUCCGCAACGGCGAUGCUUUUAGCCUCCUUCCCGAGCCUUCCGAUCCGGGUGCUACCCGUUAUCCCUUGCUGCAGUAUGCCUCUCUGGACCGGGCACGGCAAGUUGCCAGCUGGUCGCUCCCUUUUCGCUUUGACUCGGGCGGCUACGUUUGCCUGUGGUACACGGGCCGUCGAUCUGGCCACAGUAUCCGGAUCAGGGAUACCGGCUAUUGGGAUCCCGAGGGCCCCACCUUCUGGAGUCUUAAUGGCAGAGCGCUGUCAGGGUCGUGGGUCCCUGUCCUCUCUGGGGAUCUCUCCAGUCUGCACCUGGUACACAGCACCUCCACUGGUGAGGCCCAUGUCCUUCUCUUACUGCCCCCCGAUCUUGAGCCUCAGGGGUUGUUGCUCGCUGGUUGCAAUGCCUACCGUGCACCACCUGGGUGGCGCCUUCUACCUGCUCUGCAGUACGUUCGGGCAGACAGUCCUCUCCGAGAUGGAGAUGUCCUCGUGCUGGACCCGACUGCUGAUACGGUUUGGGACCCUACCGGACCGCCCCCGCAAAGCCUUGCGGGUCCGGCCCCGGGCCCAGUUGCGCGCCCAUGCUGGGGGCCCUCGUCUUCUGCUGCCGCCGCCAUCUCUGGUCGCUGGGCUUGGCUUGCGGUCCUUUCGGCCAGAUGGCCCCGGCUUCUCGCCCUGGCUUGCUUGGUUUGUGCCGGUCAGGGUAUGGCUUCCGCACUGGACUUGCCGGAACAGCCAAUUCGUGUGGGUUUCUUCCCGUGGCGGGCCGCAGCCGCUGCGGCUGAUCUGGUUGAUCUCACCAACCGCACAGAGAUUGACAUUGUCCUUCUUAGUCCCUUCACAGGUCCCCAGGAGGCUGGGCGACUGCCCACUGCCUCGACUACCGGAGAGCUCAAUGCUCUCACACGCUCCUGCGACCCAGCUUGGGGUGCUGAAGUUGCACCUGUGUGGCCGACAGCUGCCAUACCGGCCCUACUGGUUGUUCCCCGUCCCCUGACGCCAGACCUUGUCUGUUUAGCGGUCUCCUCCUUGGAUCGGCACUUCUCUAUCCUUGUGCCCUGCACUACCUCUGUGUCCUGGCUGGGCGCGGCUCUCCGCUUCCUACAGCCGAUGCAAACUCUCUCGGUUCGUGCACCCAGCACAUCUGACCAAGGCGUGCGCUGGCGAUCUGGAGACCUGGUUGUUGCAUUGCCUCCUGCAGCCUUUGCGCCCGAAUACCAGCCCCCGUGCUUUCAUUCCGACGCUCGCGGCAUUGCGCCAUUUGGGCUGUUGAUUUCUCGGUCUCCACCCGUGUCAACUUCAUACUCUGGAGGCCUGCUGUUCGAGCCAUCCGGGGACACGCACCGGCAGGCAGCCGCUGGCGUGCUCUUGAUUAUACUUUUGAUGGAUCACGCCCACUUGGUUUUGCUGCCGGAGGACCCUUCGAGGGUCAAUGUCAUUGUGGAAGCAGACGGCCAUUGCUGGUGUGCCCUUGUCACAGCCGUUACCGAUGCCUGGCAACUCUGGACUGAGCUCCCAUCUCUCUCUUCUCAGCCCCGCGUCCUUGGUGUCCCACACCAGGAACUGCGCCAAGGGACGACCCUUCGCAGCGGCGAUGUUGUUUCCGGCUGUCCAGGACUCUCCCCCUCCUGUUGGCUCCCCUGCUCUUUGGGGCUUGCAGCUUGGUGGGCACUCGGCUCUGCCUCUUCGGCCCCUGGCUAUCUUCUCAUGUUUGCUGGGCUGCUCGCUCUCCCCCCGGUGUCGGGGGCACGUCUUCCCCACGAGAGCGGCAGUCGACAAUGGUCUUUGGCAACGUCAAACUGUGACGGGUCAGCUGCCGAACCGCCUGGCUUUCGCCACCGCCUCUGGGACCCCGCUAGGGGCCUCCUUGGACCUUUUCCGGGACCAUCUCUGUUUGUCCCACCUGCUCUCCAGGAGGCCGCACCCGCUUGGUCCGAUUUCACCAGGGUUCGACCACCUCAGGACCACCAUUGGGUCCCGGUUCCUUCGGCUCCGCUGUUUGCCACUGUGCUGCUCCAGUGCCCGCCUGCCACUAGAGCUGCACUUCUUCCCGCUACCUGUGCUGUGGCUGAUCUUGCACGAGCCAGCAGCCACUUUAUUCCUGACUUGUCAUACGUCUUGGCUCCCCCGGAGGCUUGGUGCGGUACUGCUACGACCUGUACCCCCACCUUAUUCCUCCGGUCUGGUGACGUCUUGACUCUGGCCAGCGCCACGUGGGCCCCGCGCCUCCGCUCACCUGUCGGGCGGUUUUGGGAAACCCUACUCCAGGCUCGUCAGCUAGCCUUCUGGGGCAGCCCCUUUCGCGUUAGGCAGCCUGGACUCCUCUUUGCUUGGUCCCCGGGAGACCCGGUCCCGCUUACUGUCCCCACUACCAGUGAUGAACAGUGGGAUCCUGAACAUUGCACCUUCCGCCCUUCACUGGUCCGGUUCAGUGUCGGCCGCUGGAUUCCAGCAGCCCGGGUUGACGACCUUGGGCUCCAUCUUGUCCCUGAAAGCCCUAAUCUUCAUUGGGCCCAUGUCUUGUCUGCUCGACCCCCCCUCAGCGUUCGAGUGGUGCCUCGCCAUGGCGCAGAUGGACUCCUGCGGGAUGGUGACAGCGGCUCCCCCCUGGGCAGCGCUCCCUCCCGCACCUUGCUCCCGUUGCUUGCCAGUCUGGCCGUUCGCGGGCGUCUGGGUCGGCACUGGUUUUCUCUUCUCAGUGCUUGGGUUCUUCUGGCUGGGCUGCCCGAGUUGUUUCCGGGUACGGCGGCCCUUGGAUUCCCGCCGGUCUCCACUCAUGCCCUUGCGCGGACUCCAGGUCCUUCGCCCAUUGGAGUGGAUUUCGGGUUGCUCUCCCGCACCAGCUGCUAUUUUCGUGCAUGGGGGGCGCCAGAUUGGCACAGCCCGGAUGGACUCUCCUGGGCGGCAGAUAUUCACCAAGAGUGUGCCGCUCAGGCUUCCUUGCACCAGUUGUGGUGGACGCACGACCUUUUCCAGAAUCUCCCGGCAUCCGCUCCAGCGCCUUAUCGCCAGGCCUUCUCUAGUUUCCCAGUAUGGUCUGGCGGGGUACCCGAUCAGGUUCUCAUCGCCACUGAUGGGAGUGGCGAGCGGGGAGGAGCAUGGGCCUUCUGCGUAUGGGUUUGGUGGCGUCACAAGUGGCACCGGGUCGGGUGGUUCGGCGCCGCGGGGGCCGAUACCCCUUGGUUCUCUGGAACUGCGGCCCCCGGGAGUGGUGUCUCCUUUCACGCUGAGCUUUGGGCCUUGCAGGCUGCGGGCCUCUGGCUCCUCGCUUGGGUUGACCGCCUCUCCCUUCUGACGUCGGCAGCGCCUGCCAAGGUCACCAUUGCGGUUGACAAUGCCUCUGCGCUCCAGAUUGCGGCCGGGCAAGCGCAGGCCAGUGAGCCAGUCACCACCCUUACUCGUUAUAUCUGGCAGGCUGUCCAGUCCCGUAUGUCCACUCGCUUUCAGCACGUGCACAGCCAUGUUGGCAUUCUCCCUAAUACGAUCGCCGACUUUCUCGCUGGCUGGGCUGGUCGGACCUCGUGGCAUCCCUGGAAACAUGUCGAUGCUGCCCUCCCCGCUCUGCUGCAGGAAGCGGCGCCUUGGCUCUGGCUCAUUCCACAUGCCAAGGUGGUCCAAGGCAGACCCUGGAUCCGUCUCACCGCGCAGUCACUUACCCAUGCACCAGCAGGUCGAGGGCCCGCUGUCCAGUGCCCUUCCACCGAGGUGCCCUGUGCGGCUCCGUCGCUAGAGCCCCAGCGACCGUUGCCGCUAGCACCCUCGCUAUCCCUCCGCAUUGUUACGGCUAACGUUCAAACCAUGCGGGACUCUUGUGCCUCCUUCUUCAAUCCGUCGGGUCAUGGCCAGCGGCGUCAAUACUUGUACUCUCAAGUCGCCCAGUUGGGCCUCGAUGUGGUCUGCCUUCAGGAGACGCGCAGCAAAGGGGGCCGAUGGGAUACAGCCGGCCUUCUCACCUGGCGCUCCGGUGCCCAAAAAGGUAGCUACGGUUGCGAAAUUUGGGUUAGGCCCCAGAUAGUUAACCCCCCCCUCCGCCUGGAUGACUGGCGGAUUGCCUGUGCUGACCCAAGACUUUUAGUCAUAGUCUGUAAACGGGCGGACCUCCCUUUGGCCGUUGUAGCGGCGCAUGCUCCACACGCCGACAGACCAGUGCCCGAAAUCCACCACUUUUGGUCCUCACUUCAAUCUCAGCUGUGCCAGCUCCCACGGGCCCUCACUUUAGUCCUGGGUCUCGAUGCUAACGCUGAUCUCCUUUGGGCCGAUGACGACCAUGCCUAUAUCGGGGAUGCUCUCGGUAAUGGUGAAGAAGGCGCGGGCGAGCAAGGCCUCUUUGAUACCAUCCAGCGCUUUGGCCUCCUUGCCCCCGCCUCCUUCUCGGACCUUCAGGACGGCCCGGGCUGGUCCUGGGAGCAUACUGGCGGCACCCGCAAGCGUCUAGACCAUAUCUUGCUCCAGGCUGGCCCCUGGUCCUGCCGUCGCACCCGACAGCUUCCUGAGCUGGACAUUCUCAAUGGUCGUCGGGAUCAUAUGCCGCUUCUGGUCGAGUGCGACCUUCGGGGCCAGGCCACCCGGCCCAAAGCGCCGGCCCCACCCCGCGCAACUGUGCACCAGGCACGGGCCAUUGCUGCCGAUCUCUGGGGAGCUCUGCCGUCCACCUUCCGGCACAUUGACAGCGUGGGAGCUGAAGUGCAGGCUCUUAAGACCAAGCACUCCUGCUUGCUCCGGGCCCUUCCUCGCCCUCCACGCCGCCCCAUCCGACAGCCCUACAUCACAGCGGCCUCUGUUGCCGCACUCGAUCGAGUUCGGCAGGCGCGAGAACAGCUCCCCCGGCUGCGGACCAAUCUGGAGUGGCAGCAGCGUCGCUUUCUCUUGCAAGUCUGGCGUCUGGGUUGCACACGUCGGCACCCCGAUGCUGCACCCCUGCGCCCUGAUCCGACGGGCCUGCAGCAUGCCCGCCUCCUUCUCCAGGCUUGUAAUCUUCAUGUUCGGGGGCUUCAGCAGAAGGCCCACUAUCUUGCUAGGUCCGACAAGCUGGCUCAUUUCCGCACACUUACUCUGGAGGCGACCAAACACUGGGAAGCUACUGGAGUCCCUCUGGAAUCCAUCCGGCAUCUGCGUUGGGCCUCCCGCAAGGCACACGAGCGCCGGUCUGUCCACGCAGCCGGUGGUUUCGAUAUUGAUAGUGAGUUGGAGGCCCAGUUCCGUGAUCAGGAGGGGGCCAGUUUGGUCAGCCCAGUGCAGCUCUCCAGCGCCGCUGAGCGAUGGAUGAAUGAACCGCGCCUCCCGUGCGCCGAGGCGGUUCCCACCCUCUUGCAGAUGGAACAAAUGUGUGUCCGACAGGCGGCCGCCAAGGCCCCAGGACCAGACGGACUGCGGAACGAGCUCUGGCGCGCGCAGGGAGCCUCAGCAGGGCAGUGGCUCUGGCCCCUGUGCGUGCGCAUCGCUCUCCAAGGAAGGGAGCCUUUUGCCUUUAAGGCUGCCAUUGUAUGCGCCCUUUACAAGAAGGGCCCUGCCUCUCUUCCUGCCAAUUACCGCUCUAUCGCGCUAUUGAACGGCAUCGCGAAGCUCUGGCAUUCGCACCUGCGCUCCACUGUGGGUGGCCACGUCUUGUCGCGAUACGAGCCUAUGCAGCUUGGGGGCCGCAAAGGUGUCCACACAGGAUUUGCGUUGGCCGCCUUCCGUUGUGCCUGGGACCUUUCCAUCUCUGCCGGCCGAUGUGUUGCCGUGGUCUUCGUCGAUAUCCAGGCCGCGUACUAUGAGGCCAGUCGGGAUCUCCUCUUUGAAGGCUUUCCUGAUGACGUUGCCCUGCCAGAGCACCACCACCUUGCUGGGCUGGUUCUCAGCCUUCAACAACAAGGGGCCCUAGCUGCCUUGGGGGUUGCAGAGGAUGUUGUUGCGCUCCUCCGUGACUGCGUCGCCCUCUCCCACUGGUCACUCUCUGGCUCUUCCAACAUUUUUCUUGCGUCACGGGGGUCUCGUCCAGGUGACGGCCUAGCUGAUAUCCUUUUUGGGGCCCUCUUCGCUGUCGGUCUUCAGCAUAUCCAGCGCGUUGCCACCCGCCAGGGCAUUGUUCACAACAGCGCCGGCGCUGAAGUCGGCCUCUCCCCAGGGGUCAAGCCCAUCGGCUGGGCUGACGACCUGGCGGUUAUGGCCGAUUUUGACCGACCAGCUGAUCUUCUUGUUCAACUGCCCGUGCUGGUUGGCAUUAUUCUUGACACUCUCCGACUCCUCCGAUUUCGUGUUAAUUUGGGUGCGGGUAAAACUGAGGCCCUUGUUGACAUCCGGGGGGAGGGCGCUCGGGCGGCCCGCGGAGUUCUCCUUACUGGCGAUGCCAUGUUAAAGAUCUCUGAUUCUGACAGCAUCAGGUUGUGUCCCGAGUAUAAGUAUCUGGGUGUGGCUCAGCUGCCUCGGGAUACGGGCCGCCGCGAUUGUGAGCUUGCCGCCCAACGAGGCGCCGCUGCGGCCUCCCUUGCCCGCACCCUCCUCUGCAGCAAUUGCUUGCCCUGGGAACUUAAACGGGCUUGGGUCGCGGGACGAGUCCUGCCCUCCGCGUAUUCCUCCCUUGCUAUGUCUCUGGCCGACUCCGGCCGUGCCACGGCCCCUCUCGCUGGCCUCUUCGAUCGCACGGCCAGGAUCCUGUUGUCCUCGUGGCAGGUCGGGCACAAGCUCACCACCCCACUGCUUCGGCUCCUCGCUGACAUUACUCCUCCUGACCUGGCUACUACCAUCAGUCAGUGUCGCCUUUGCGUCCAGCUCUUCUGCAAAGCACCCACGGCGGUGCGUGAAAUCGUCGACGCGGCGUGGAACAGGGCCCUCCCUUGGUGCCAGGCCCUCGUUGCAGCAUGUAUGAGGGUUGGCGUUGCGCUUGAAGUUUGGGACCCUAACUCCCCUCCCGCCGUCACGGUUCUGUUUGUUCAUACCCACAGCCGUGCCCUCCUUCGCGCCUGCAAGGCACUCAGCAAGUUUGGACAUAGGUACUUUGCCUGUGCUCAGCUGUGGGAUGACCUCUCUACCCGUAAGGCCACCCAAAUUCUAGGACCCCCCCAGGCCCAUCGAUGCCCGGUGUGCAGCAUCAUCUUCCCGAGCCUGCACGCGGUCAGAGCCCACAUGCAUCGCAAACAUGGCGUGCUGUCCGAUGUGACUGCCUACAUGGCCGGCUCUGUUUGCCUCUGGUGUAUGCACGAUUUCCACUCUUCGGAUCGGCUGAAAUACCAUCUGCAAUCCCACCGGGCCUGCUUGCAUGGACUUCGGGUGACGGUAGGGCCUGUCUACCAAUAUGGGUCGGGCACCAAACGCAAGGGUAGAACGGCCCACAGGGGUGUUCCCCCCACAACGCCUAUGCGGGCCCUGCAAUGCCACCCCAGCACAGCGUCGGGCCGCUGA
Messenger RNA from Symbiodinium sp. CCMP2592, 13139 nucleotides. NCBI's taxonomy places the organism in Eukaryota, Dinophyceae, Suessiales, Symbiodiniaceae. The record is from the annotation of a GenBank genome assembly.